This is a messenger RNA of Knipowitschia caucasica, 531 nucleotides long. The record is from the annotation of a GenBank genome assembly. NCBI's taxonomy places the organism in Eukaryota, Metazoa, Chordata, Actinopteri, Gobiiformes, Gobiidae.
AUGACGGUAAAUCCCCCCAAGGACAAUAGUAAAGAGCCAGAGCCGAGUGUGGGCGGCCAGAAGAAGCCAUGCCGAGCAUGUACGGACUUUAAAAGCUGGAUGAAAGUGCAGAAAGAGGCAACAGCAACGACCACAACACAGGGGCUACAUAAGAACUCAGCCAUUGAAUGUGAGCCACCAAAACAAGAUCUGGAGUGUCCUCUGGACCGUCAAGAGCUGGGUCGUAACACCUGGUCCUUUCUGCACACAAUGGCUGCAUAUUACCCUGACCAGCCCACAUCCACACAGCAACGAGACAUGGGACACUUCAUCCACCUUUUCUCCAAGUUCUUCCCAUGUGAAGAGUGUGCAGAGGACCUCAGAGACAGACUUAAGACAAAUCAACCAGAUACCAGAAGCUGCUACUCUCUGUCCCAGUGGUUCUGUCGUCUUCAUAAUGAUGUCAACAUUCGAUUGGGGAAGCCGGAGUUUGAUUGCUCUCGUGUGGACGAAAGGUGGAAGGAUGGAUGGAAGGAUGGAUCUUGUGACUGA